AAUAUAGAAAUGAGUUAUGGUACAACAUGUAACGGGCAUAAAAGUUUAUUUAAACGCCUUAUUUUUUAUUAUAAAACCCGAUUUUUUUCAGUAUCACUGGUACGCGUUAUCGACCCCGUGACGUCACCGUCUACACUCAGCUGAUCCUCCUGACCGACACAAUGACGAGCUGGUGUCAGCGGCAACUGCGUGGAACAGCUAGUAACUUCUUUUUAUUUUAACCUGGCAUUUCAAAGCUUGCCAUUGCCACGACUCUGGUUAGGCCAUUAAUUCUCGUGCAGACGAGCGUGCUUGCCAGCAGCCAAGCUUGGUCGUUUAAGCUAGUUAGCUAGGAAGCAGUUAUGUUAGCUCCGCCGUGAUGCGUUUAUGAGCCUCUUCCAUUGCGCUUCCGUGUCGAAUGCUUGACGUCUGACUGAGAGCAAACUGCGAGAUGGAAGACUACGAUGAAGCGGACUCUCUGGAAACACCCGAGCUACCUCUGGAGAUUGUAGUCUACAUCCUGAGUUUCCUCCAGACUUCAGACAGAAAGGAAGCAUCACUGGUCUGCCGCAGCUGGUACAUUGCCAGCCAGGACUUGUGUUUUCAGAAAAAUGUCAUAUUUUGCUUUCCGGCUUCAGCCUCAUCCUUGGAGCUGGUCAGGAGUCUGGGACGAAGGUCUCGCUGCAGCUUGAUCAUCAGACAGCUGGAUGGCUUCAGCUUGUCCAGAUCUCUGCUACUGGAGGUGGGCCGAAGUGUCGGCUCCAAGUUGGACAGCUUAGCACUGCCUGGCAGCAGUGUCACUGAAGCCUCCUUGUUGGCUCUCCUCCCUCGCCUCACUUCCCUCCGCAGGCUCGACCUAAGAGGCCUGGACAGCCUCUUCAUGUCUGGAGCCUUCCUCUCCAGGAAGGAACACAGACAGCAGGUUAAGUCGGCUAUCUCUGGCCUUGAGGAACUGGACCUGUCCGACCUGCGCUACCUCUCUGACCUCACCUUCAACCGCCUGACGGGCUGCACACCUCGCCUCCGCCGCCUCGCGCUGGCUGGCUGCCACAUUGCUUUUGAGUUUGACCCCUACAGUGGCUGCCCGGUGGGAACCGUCAAGGUUUCCUCUGCGCUACUCUCACUGAGGAACCUGCGGAAGUUGCUCACGGAGCAGAGCGCCACCCUUGUUGCUCUGGACCUCAGCAGAACCUCCAUCACUCCCGAAUCCCUUCGCACUAUUGCCCAGGUUCAAGGUUUGGCCUUGGAGGAUCUGUUUCUGCAAAGUUGCAAGGAGCUGACAGACUACUCGGUGGAGGUUCUGGUGAAGCACCAGCCGGGCCUCCAGAAACUGGACAUCAGCGGCUGCACCGAGUUGACCAGCAGGGCCGUGGUGGCCGUAGCGCGAGGCCUGAGCUCCCUUACGGACCUCUCGUUGUCACGUGACUGGAAGAUCACUGAAACAGGCCUAGCUGACCUGGUGUCAGUCCCAUCCCUGCGGAGUCUGGAUCUAUCCGAGUGUCUUCACGUCGGUGGGGCAGAGAUGGUGAAAGGUUUGUCGCGAUGCCUUGCUGAGCGAGCGCAGCUGGAGAAGCUCAAUCUCCGGAGCUGUACUUACAUGCGGGAUGAGGCCGUAUUCUCACUUACGCAGGUUCUAGGCGGCAGUCUACGUGAGCUGGACCUAACCUCGUGCGUCAACGUGACCGACCUGUCGGUGCGCGCCAUUGCCACCUACCUGCAGGGCCUGGUGGUCCUGCGACUCGGCUGGUGUAAAGAGGUGACGGAUUGGGGUCUGCUGGGGAUGGUGGAGACGAGCACGUGCGUGCUGGACGAGGAGAAGGAAGACAGGGGCCCCAGGUUCACACGCACCUUCGGCAACAUGGGCUUCUUCAAGCCUCCGCGAUUGCCCUUCGAGGAGCGACCCAAGCUGGUGACGCCGGACGACUUGAAGCAGUUCAAAUUGCAGGCGGGGGCGUCGCUGUUAGCGCUCCGCAGGCUGCGUGAACUCAACUUGUCCGCCUGCUGCAAGCUCACCGACAGCAGCAUCACGCAGGUGGUGCGCUUCGCAGACCUCCAGUGUCUCUUUUUGUCCUCGCUGCCCGACAUCACCGAUGCCAGUUUGUUGGCUGUGGCCCGGCACUGCCGGGCGCUCACCAGCCUGGAGCUCAGCCGCUGUGCGCACAUAAGCGACCGCGGCGUGGCGCAGGCGGCGCCGUUCCUCCACAGGUUGCAGCAUCUCUCCCUCUCGGCUUGCAAUCACAUUACAGAUCAAUCUUUGCUCCUGCUGGCUCAGCACUGUCAGCGACUGAAGACACUUGACGUGUCCAAGUGCAACAAGAUCUCAGGAACCACCGUGGACCACCUUCAAUCACAGCUGCCCUUUUUGGAAAACCUCCACUGCAAAAUAUCCGGUGGGACUGACUUUUCACUCUGAUUUAAAUGUUCUUCGUGACUUUUCAUCAAGCAAAUGUGUUGACCAAACCUGGGAAGAAGUGUUGAGGUUCUUAACAUUGUCCACAAAUGAACAGUUGAGAGGUUUCAAACUUAACGGACAGAUUGCCCCACCCAAACAGUGUUUUUUUUUUUGUUUUUUUUUACUUAGGUCUUCUAGUAGCAUUUAGAAUUCAUUUCACGUUAUCCCUAAUUGGGAAGAAAUCAGUUAGGCUUCUGGCAUGUAGCGCUCUAAACCAAGUUCAAAUGGACAGCACUCUCUGCACUAUACCAGUAGCACAAUUUUUCUCAGCCAGUCAGUGAC
Hippocampus comes (tiger tail seahorse) is the source of this 2713-nucleotide messenger RNA. It is a transcript of the gene fbxl9, whose product is annotated as F-box and leucine rich repeat protein. NCBI's taxonomy places the organism in Eukaryota, Metazoa, Chordata, Actinopteri, Syngnathiformes, Syngnathidae. Gene Ontology annotation, molecular function: protein binding. Gene Ontology annotation, cellular component: SCF ubiquitin ligase complex. Gene Ontology annotation, biological process: SCF-dependent proteasomal ubiquitin-dependent protein catabolic process. The transcript is spliced from 11 exons. Bases 431 to 2392 code for a protein of 653 amino acids. The record is from RefSeq and is a predicted model, not a curated record.